CGGAUUUAUAAUCAGUUUGAGCAACAGACACAAUGUCUUUCUUACACUUUCCUGCACUCCCUCUCACUCCUCAUUCAUUCCUUCUCUUGGUGUUACUGAGAACUAGAAGACUAAGUAGACUAGACUCAUGGCUUCAGAAGAGAAGAGCAAGAACAUUUAUUCAUUUCAUGCUGACGGCAUGGUUAAUAAUUUCUGUGGAUUGAGUAAUGAACACAAUGCAGAUGUAUCAGAAGACAACAGCAGAGACAAACUCACAUAUUGUGUAACUGACGUACCACCAUGGUACCUAUGCAUCAUCCUGGGAAUUCAGCACUUUUUGACUGCGUUUGGUGGAAUCAUUGCCAUUCCGCUGAUCCUGUCUCAGGGCCUGUGUCUGCAGCAUGAUGCACUCACUCAGAGCCACCUGAUCAGCACCAUCUUCUUUGUUUCAGGAAUAUGCACCCUGUUGCAGGUCACCUUCGGUGUCAGGUUGCCUAUUCUUCAAGGUGGGACUUUCAGUCUUCUUGCACCCACAACAUCCUUGCUGUCCAUGCCAGAGUGGGAAUGCCCUGCCUGGACACAGAAUGCCACCCUGGUCAACACAUCCUCCCCUGAGUUCAUCCAGAUCUGGCAAAGUCGCAUACGGGUGAUUCAGGGUUCCAUCAUGGUGGGCUCCCUGUUCCAGGUGCUGGUGGGAUUCUCCGGUCUUAUCGGUCUGCUCAUGCGGUUCAUCGGUCCUCUGACAAUUGCACCUACCAUUUCACUUAUUGGCUUUUCUUUGUUCGACUCCGCUGGCACGGAAGCAGGAAGCCACUGGGGAAUCUCAGCCAUGACAACAUUUUUAAUCGUGCUGUUUUCCCAGUAUCUCCGCCACAUCGCCAUUCCUCUCCCUACGUACAACAAGGCCAAAAAGGUCCACAUCUCCAGGAUAAACAUCUUUCAGAUGCUUCCUGUUCUCUUAGGAAUCACUGUUUCAUGGCUCAUCUGUUAUCUUCUGACUAUCUACAACGUCCUUCCAUCUGAUCCAGAGGGGUAUGGGUAUCUUGCUCGAACAGAUGUUAAAGGAGAUGUAAUGGGGAAUGCACCUUGGUUCAGGUUUCCAUAUCCAGGCCAGUGGGGCAUGCCAACUGUGAGUCUACCAGGGGUGUUAGGAAUCCUGGCAGGAAUCAUAUCCUCCAUGAUCGAGUCAGUGGGUGACUAUCAUGCUUGUGCCAGGUUAAGUGGUGCUCCACCUCCACCUAGACAUGCAAUCAACAGGGGGAUUGGAAUUGAAGGCCUGGGCUGCCUGCUGGCCGGGGCCUGGGGGACGGGCAAUGGGACCACUUCUUAUAGUGAGAAUGUAGGUGCACUGGGCAUCACAAAGGUUGGCAGCCGCAUGGUUAUUGUUGCCAGCGGUGUGAUCUUGAUCAUAAUGGGAAUGUUGGGGAAAGUCGGAGCCAUUUUUAGUACAAUCCCGACACCUGUUAUUGGAGGGAUGUUCUUAGUCAUGUUUGGAGUCAUAGCUGCAGUUGGUGUUUCAAAUCUACAGUAUGCAGACAUGAACUCUUCACGUAACAUCUUUAUCCUUGGCUUCUCAAUGUUCACGGGGCUCGUCAUUCCAAACUGGAUAAUAAAAAAUCCCAAAGUCCUGAACACAGGAAUUGUGGAGUUGGACCAAGUGCUACAGGUUUUUCUAACAACUGGCAUGUUUGUUGGAGGAUUUUUUGGCUUCGUUCUUGAUAACACCAUUCCUGGAACAAAAGCUGAACGGGGCAUGGCUGUGUGGAACAUGAUCCAUGAAGAUGAGUCCCAGCCCCUUGUGGAAAGUGAGGAGGUCUAUGGUCUUCCCUGUGGCAUCAGUUCUCGUCUUGCUUCAUACUCUUGGAUUAGAUAUAUACCUUUUUGCCCUUCACAUAAAACCAGACCACAGAAUGACACAUCCAGCAACUCUGCUUCAUUUGAAAAGAAGGAGAAUUGCCAAGAUGACUCACAUAUCAUAGCAGUGGCUGCACUGUAAUCAUUCAUAAGGAUGACCAUUUUUAGACCUUCAUUUUUUUCUAAAAU
Molecule: messenger RNA, 2022 nt
Organism: Clarias gariepinus (North African catfish)
Lineage: Eukaryota; Metazoa; Chordata; Actinopteri; Siluriformes; Clariidae
Gene: slc23a4
Product: solute carrier family 23 member 4
Exons: 12
Coding region: 128-1975 (615 amino acids)
Biological process (GO): transmembrane transport
Cellular component (GO): membrane
Molecular function (GO): transmembrane transporter activity
Source: RefSeq, a predicted model, not a curated record